GCACUCAGGAGAGAUUUAUCUUGACGUAUGUAUUUACCUUUGAUAUCCAUGAUUUCACGCACGCUUCGAGGUAAAGUUGUAUGUUUAACAAGCUAAUUAAUGUUAGCUAAAUGGAAUGGAAACAACACACAAUCGAUUUGAAUAAAGUUAAAAUGGUGCAUGAUGAUAAAUGGUAAUAAAUAUACUUUAGCUUUAUCUUCAGCAACAGAUAUUAGAAGUUAAAUUUAGUUGUUUUUAAAUUUCCACUGGAGUUAAAGGGCCUGCGGCCCUCUCUGCAUCUGCAACUGCAGAGACAGUCAGUCUAAGCUCUUUUUAAGUGUAGGCUACUGCAACACGCAUUUUAUUUCAAGAUAUGUUUUCUGGGAUUUAAAUGAUAAUAUUAAUGUUUUCCUGUUUAGCACAAAUCAAUGACAUUAGUGUUUCAGUAAUGGUAGUAAAGUGCACAGUUUACAGUAUUUGUCCGUGUAUUGGCAUGUUAAAAUUAUUCGUGAAGGUAAUUUAAUGUCACAUUACAUUUGCAAAGUGUUUGCACUGGUAUAUUAGUCUGAUUAGCAAAUGCAUUGUGAUUUAAGGCAGAAAAAUACUAUUUAAAAUACCAUGUAAAGAAAGUACUGGUUGGUUUUGUCUUGCUGACUUUUCGUCAUUUUCUCAUGAAGAUGUGUACAGGUUGAGCAGAUUGAGAGUGAAGAACAUGUCAAAAAGAAGACUCAGACUUCGUCCUGAAGCAGAGGCUGCUCACUUUAUUUUAUCUGGAAGUGACAAGACUUGUUUAAAGGCCCAAUGGAUCAAUGACUAUAAAGGACGUGGUGUAUUUGCCUCUGAACCAAUUGAAAAGGGAUCCUUUGUGGUCGAGUACCGUGGGGAGCUUAUCUCAGAACAUGAACGGGACAAGCGGCAGAAAAAGUACACAGAAAAGCAAACUGCUUUCCUAUUUGAUUUUAAAUGGAAAAAUAGCACAUGGUGCAUUGAUGCCUCCCGUGAAGACGACUCACUUGGCCGGCUGGUUAAUGAUGACCACAAGUACCCAAACUGCAAGAUGAAACAGCUGGCAGUCCAGGAUAAACCUCAUCUCUGCUUGUUUGCUAUUGAAAAUAUCCAAGCGGAGAGUGAAAUCACCUAUGACUAUGGAGAAUCUAUGUGGCCAUGGCGAGCUCUGACACCAAGUGUUGAGACCCUGUCCCAACCUCCUACAGACCAAGAAGUGAGUGACAAAUCCACUUCAUUCCUCCAACAGACACCAAGUGUUGAGACCCUGUCCCAACCUCCUACAGACCAAGAAGUGAGUGACAAAUCCACUUCAUUCCUCCAACAGACACCAAGUGUUGAGACCCUGUCCCAACCUCCUACAGACCAAGAAACACCAAGUGUUGAGACCCUGUCCCAACCUCCUACAGACCAAGAAACACCAAGUGUUGAGACCCUGUCCCAACCUCCUACAGACCAAGAAACACCAAGUGUUGAGACCCUGUCCCAACCUCCUACAGACCAAGAAGUGAGUGACAAAUCCACUUCAUUCCUCCAACAGACACCAAGUGUUGAGACCCUGUCCCAACCUCCUACAGACCAAGAAGCCAGACAAAAAUCUCGAGUUCUCACCUUUCACCAGACAGCUACCUCAGAGCAGAUCUCUACUGAUGAAUUCUCAGAUUGUACGGAUUAUGAAGAUAAAGACUAUUUCCCAGAUUCAUGUGGCAGUUCCUCUGACACAAGUCUCCAUAGUGUGGACAUGAAAAUCACAGAAUCUGUGGUUCCCCAAAAUACGUUAAAUGACAUGGCAUUGGAGACGGCUUCAGGACACAGUGGGAAGAUCACCAGUUCAGAGAAACCUACAACAUUUAAUUUGUCACUGAGAAGUAGCAGUCACAGUACUUCGGUAACAAGCCGCAGUUUUGAUUCAUCAGGGGUCACAUCACCUAAAAACAGCUCCAUAAAAGUCCUACCUUUGCCAAACACGGAAAGACAAAGCAAGUACAACAAGAAGCAAUACUGUCUAUAUUGUAAAAAGGCCAUUGCUAAAUUGGCAAGACACCUUGAAUCUGCCCACGGUAAUGUGCCGGAAGUUGCAAGCGCCUUCAGUUAUGAUAAAAGAUCCUGCAAAAGAAGAGAUUUGUUGCGCUCUAUUAAGAAGAGGGGAAACUUUAACCAUAAUGCUACUGUGGCAACUUCUGGUGCUGGAGAAAUGGUUGCUUGUCGAAGACCCACUACUGCAACAGGAUCUGAGGACUACCGUCAUUGUAAAUUUUGUCAAGGACUAUAUGCAAGAAAUUGCCUUUGGAGGCAUGUGAGAAGGUGCCCUCAGAGGUUUAAUGAGGAAGCUCCCUCUGGGCAAAGACGGAUGCAUCUGCAAUUACCGAAACCUGAUCAAGUUCAUGAAGCUGUAUGGAAGAUUGCUUGUGAAAUGAAUCAGGAUGACAUUUCCUUUGUAGUAACGAGUGAAAGAGACAUUCUUAGCCUUGGUGAGUCACUGUACAAUGGCAGAAAACCAAAUGAGAAAAGGAAUGAUUACAUACGCCAAAAAAUGAGAGAGAUCGCAAGGUUAUUGAUAACCGCCAGAGCUAUGACACCUUUGAAGAGCACAGAAGACCUUGUUAUGCCUACUAACUUUCCCCAUGUCAUACAAGCAGUCAGAGCUGUUGCUGGUUAUGAGCAGGAGAGCAACUCAUAUAAAACCCCAUCCUUGGCUUUGAAAUUGGGACACAGUUUGGCUAAAGUUGCAAGCAUUGUGCAGUGUAAAGCCAUCAUUGCAAAUCGCUAUGAUGUUGCAGAGUCAGCCAAGCAGUUUGCCACUCUGUAUGAAAAAAAGUGGUCAGAGUCCAUUUCAGCUGCUGCAUUGGGCACACUUCAACAAGCCAAAUGGAAUAAACCACAGAUUUUGCCAUUUACACAGGAUGUGUCACUGCUGCAUACGUUUCUUGCUACCAAGUCCGCAAUGUACAUGAAGGACCUUGAGGAAAAACCCAACAGCACAACCUUCGGAAAUCUUGCUCAAGUGACUUUGACGCAGGUAGUGCUAUUUAACAGAAAAAGGCAAGGAGAAGUUUCAAAAAUGGAGCUCCAGGUUUUUACAUCCCGGAAUCGCACAGAGUUGAAUCCUGACAUUAUGAUCGGCCUAACUGAGUUUGAAAGGAAACUUGCAAAGCACUUUGACAGAGUUGAGAUUCGUGGUAAAAGAUCAAGAAUGGUACCUGUGCUUCUCACACCUGACAUGAUCACUGCAAUGGAGCUCCUCGCAAAAGCCAGAAGUGAGUGUCAAGUCCACACAGAGAAUGUGUACUUGUUUGCACGCCCAGGUGUCCUUUCCCAUUACAGAGGCUCUGACUGCUUUCGCAAGUAUGCAAAUAAAUGUGGUGCAAAGUACCCAGAGGCCCUUACCUCAACAAGAUUGCGGAAACAAGUUGCCACUUUGUCCACAGUACUAAAUCUAAAAGAAAAUGAAAUGGAUCAACUUGCCACCUUUCUCGGACACGACAUCCGUGUCCAUCGAGAAUUCUACCGGCUUCCAGAGAGUACCCUGCAGCUUGCAAAAGUCAGCAAACUGUUGAUUGCAAUGGAGAAAGGAAAACUGUCUGACCUGCAGGGGAAAGGGCUGGAUGACAUCGUGAUCAAUCCUGAUGAUGAAGCAGUUACAAGUGAUGAUGAUUCCAGUGGAGAAACCAUCACUGACCCUCAACAACACAAAGGCUCAAGGACCAAGAAUUCUGGGAACCAAAGCCACACACUUUACUCAGCUUCCCUGGACAAUAUGGAGGGCGCUUCUGCCUCAACCACCCUGGACAAUAUGGAGGGCGCUUCUGCCUCAACCACCCUGGACAAUAUGGAGGGCGCUUCUGCCUCAACCACCCUGGACAAUAUGGAGGGCGCUUCUGCCUCAACCACCCUGGACAAUAUGGAGGGCGCAUCUGCCUCAACCACCCUGGACAACAUGGAGGGCGCUUCUGCCUCAACCACCCUGGACAAUAUGGAGGGCGCUUCUGCCUCAACCACCCUGGACAGCAAAAACAUCAGCAACACUGCACCAGGAAAGGCUGGGAAGGCAAGGUGCAAGUGGACAGAUGAUGAAGUAAAGGCUGUUGAGCGGCACUUACUUCAUUUCAUAACAAGCUGCAAAGUACCUGGCAAAAAGGAAUGUGACUCCUGCAUCCAAGCAGAGCCGGCAGCUCUGAAAGGCAGAGACUGGGUUGCCAUAAAGUAUUACAUCCACAACAGGAUCGUAGCAUUGAAAAGAAAGAUGAAUAAAUAAAAUUACAAAAUGCAGGUUCAGGAAUGCUGCAUCAGUUAAAAUUAACUUGAUUUUCAUUUUUAUUUUUUUUUAAUUUUUGACUUUGUCUGUUGGGUUAGUAAUGACUAAGUUACUCAGUCCUUUCUCCUGGUUUUUGCCAUCAUAAGUUAAUACUCAAGGGAGAUAGUUUGUUACUCUCAGUUAUUUCAGUAUUGCAGGUCACUCACAGUUAUUUCAGUAUUACAGGUCUCUGCAUUGCAUUGUUUAUACCCAUAAAUCUGUUUAUUAUGGGUGCAUUUUGUAAUUAAAAAAUAAGA
Maylandia zebra (zebra mbuna) is the source of this 4536-nucleotide messenger RNA. Lineage: Eukaryota; Metazoa; Chordata; Actinopteri; Cichliformes; Cichlidae. The record is from RefSeq and is a predicted model, not a curated record.